CUUUGUCUCAGACUCUCAUCUCGGCCCGCUGCUCGCGCGCUGUGCGCCAACAUGGGAAAGAGUGCGAAGUUGCACAAACGAACUCAGAAAAAGACUGCUAAAACCGCAUCAAAUCCUGGCGCUACAGUCGUCAAUAAGCCCCAUGCUCAAGCGCAGACAGCGAAGAAAAAGGCCGUCUUAAAGCAAGGCCAGAAGUCCAAGGCAUCCACGAGUCACGUUCUGGGCGGGGCAGACUACGUCGAUCUCAUGAUGGGUAGUCGUAAACGCGCUCGUGAAGAGGCAGCCAGAUUACCCCAAGACACUGAGUAG
Mycena indigotica is the source of this 309-nucleotide messenger RNA. RefSeq lists its product as uncharacterized. The coding region runs from base 52 to 309 and encodes 85 amino acids. NCBI's taxonomy places the organism in Eukaryota, Fungi, Basidiomycota, Agaricomycetes, Agaricales, Mycenaceae. The transcript is spliced from 2 exons. The record is from RefSeq and is a predicted model, not a curated record.